This is a messenger RNA of Sinocyclocheilus rhinocerous, 1193 nucleotides long. Its product is annotated as FYVE, RhoGEF and PH domain-containing protein 6-like. The coding region runs from base 81 to 1193 and encodes 370 amino acids. The transcript has 12 exons. Gene Ontology annotation, cellular component: cytoplasm. Gene Ontology annotation, molecular function: metal ion binding; guanyl-nucleotide exchange factor activity. Lineage: Eukaryota; Metazoa; Chordata; Actinopteri; Cypriniformes; Cyprinidae. The record is from RefSeq and is a predicted model, not a curated record.
UAUAGAAAUUCCCUUGUUCAAACAGGAAUGAGCAUUGCAGUGUAGCGGACAUAUUUGUGAAGAAGGGCCCGUAUCUUAAAAUGUACUCCACUUAUAUUCGUGAGUUCGACAAGAAUGUGGCCCUUCUAGAAGAGCAGUGCCGGAAAAACACAGCGUUUGCCAAAGCCGUCCAAGAGUUUGAGAGCCAUCCAUGCUGUGCAAACCUGGCAGUGAAACAUUACAUGCUGAAACCCAUCCAGAGGAUUCCACAGUAUCAGCUUCUCCUGACCAGUUAUUUGAACAAUCUAGAUGAAGAAUCGCCAGACUACAAAGAUGCAGAAGCUGCCCUGAUGAUAGUAAAGGAGGUGGCUAAUCAUGCAAAUGAAAUCGUAAGACACGAGGAUAACUGCCAGAAGCUGUACGAGGUUCAGUGCCGCCUCACUGGGCAUCACGUGAUCGUUCAACCAGGACGGGUUUUGUUAAAGGAAGGGAUCUUGAUGAAGCUCUCCAGGAAGGGGAUGCAGCCUCGAAUGUUAUUCUUAUUAAAUGAUAGUCUUCUGUAUACCACGCCAGUAGCAACGGGUAAUUUCAAACUGAACAACAUACUGUCAUUGGCUGAGAUGGAGGUCAGUAAGCCUAGUCAGGAGGGGUAUCAGAAUGAGCUAAACAUUGAGAGUGUUGAACGAUCUUUUAUUCUAUCUGCCAGCUCUGCUGCAUGUCGAGAUGAGUGGCUUCAGGCCAUUUCCACCGCAAUCGACGAUUACACCAAGAAAGAGACCACCUUCACCUCAGUCAGAAACCCUGAGAUGGCAACCCAAGAUGUUCCAGACAGCGGGGCCCAGCUGGGAUCCAAAGCCCCGAUAUGGAUCCCGGACCUGAGGGCCACUAUGUGCAUGAUCUGCACCUGUGAGUUCACCCUCACCUGGAGACGCCACCAUUGCAGAGCCUGUGGGAAGGUUGUGUGUCAGGCCUGUUCAACUAACAAACAGCCGCUGAAAUACCUGAAGAAUCACCUCGCGCGAGUUUGCGAUCUCUGCUUCUCCGCUUUGCAGCAAAAUAGUUCAGGUGACCAAGUACCCAGUAAUACACCUCUGUCACCGACAGGCAAGUCGCCUGGUGCCUAUCCCUUCAGAAAGCAGAAGAAAAUACCAGCAGCCCUUAAAGAGGUGAUGAUCCAAAAAACUGUCUUUCAUAUGCCAGUCAAAGCUGACUGA